AUGGUCGACCCGUCAGUCCCCCAGCCUGGCCCAGCGCGACUGAAGCCCAAUGCCGGUCCGGACGAGUGGCUCGAGGCGGCCAGGAACUGCAAGUACCUCUCGGAGCACCACAUGAAGCAGCUGUGCGAGGUGGUGAAGGAGUACAUGAUGGAGGAAUCGAACAUCCAACCGGUCUCCACCCCCGUCACGAUAUGCGGCGACAUACACGGGCAGUUCUACGACCUGCUAGAGCUCUUCCGCGUCGCCGGUGGGAUGCCAGGCGAUACUCGACCCGCCGCCCCCGCCACGGUCAUCACAUCCGACGACAUCGAGCCGCCGACGACCAUCACAGAUCCGAAGCUGAAGCAGAGACUGAGAAACAGCUCGCCGCCCAACUCUGUCAUCGAAGACGACGGCGACGAUGAACCGACCAAAACGGCGGGGGACACAUCGCCCAUCGGCAACUUCAUCUUUCUAGGCGACUACGUGGACAGAGGAUACUUUAGUCUGGAAACACUCACCCUCUUACUCUGUCUGAAGGCCCGGUAUCCGAACAAAAUCACGCUUGUUCGAGGAAACCAUGAAUCCCGCCAGAUCACACAGGUGUACGGCUUCUACGACGAAUGCGUCCAGAAAUACGGCAACGCAUCGGUCUGGAAGGCAUGUUGUCAGGUAUUCGACUUUAUGACUCUCGGCGUCAUCGUGGAUGGGAAGGUGCUCUGUCUACACGGUGGGUUGAGCCCGGAGAUACGGACGCUGGACCAGGUGCGUAUCGUGGCCAGGGCGCAGGAGAUCCCGCAUGAGGGUGCGUUCUGUGAUCUUGUCUGGUCCGAUCCAGACGAGACAGAGGAUCUAACCUGGGCCGUCAGCCCGCGUGGAGCAGGCUGGCUAUUCGGCAGCCGCGUGGCUGAUGAAUUCUGCGCGGUAAACGACCUGAACCUCAUCGCCCGCGCCCACCAGCUCGUCAACGAAGGAUACAAAUACCACUUCGACAGCCAGACGAUGGUGACGGUCUGGAGUGCACCGAACUACUGCUACCGAUGUGCCAACAUGGCUAGCGUGUGCGAGGUGAGAGAAGACCUGAAGCCGGUGUUUAAGCUCUUCGCUGCAGUGCCGGCGGAGAUGAGACAUGUUCCUGUUUCGAGGCCGCAGAAGGCAGAGUACUUCCUGUAA
Molecule: messenger RNA, 1152 nt
Organism: Arthroderma uncinatum
Lineage: Eukaryota; Fungi; Ascomycota; Eurotiomycetes; Onygenales; Arthrodermataceae
Product: sporulation-induced protein
Exons: 3
Coding region: 1-1152 (383 amino acids)
Biological process (GO): peptidyl-serine dephosphorylation; G1/S transition of mitotic cell cycle
Cellular component (GO): cytoplasm
Molecular function (GO): protein serine/threonine phosphatase activity
Source: RefSeq, a predicted model, not a curated record